Parus major (Great Tit) is the source of this 10312-nucleotide messenger RNA. Its product is annotated as RP1 axonemal microtubule associated. The record is from RefSeq and is a predicted model, not a curated record. The coding region runs from base 142 to 6432 and encodes 2096 amino acids. NCBI's taxonomy places the organism in Eukaryota, Metazoa, Chordata, Aves, Passeriformes, Paridae. The transcript has 44 exons. Gene Ontology annotation, molecular function: protein binding.
UUUCACCAUGGUGCCAUCAUUCUGCUCAACACAAGUCUCUGCCAGGCUCUGUCCCUUAGACCUGAUGGGAGCUGCAGUGGAGCAGGUCAGCAGCAGCAGGAAUCCUACUGGAAGGUGCAUAAAAUUGGCUCCGGACUCUGCAUGUUUGAAAGUGUGAAAAAACCAAGAAUGUAUCUGAAGAUCAAAGAUGACCAGUGUGAUGGAACAGGCACAGGUGAUGAAUACUGUCAUUUUAAAAUUGAGAAUAAUUUGGAAACUGGAUCUGUGAGUCUGGAAUCAGUGCGAAAUAAAGGGAUAUAUGUCGGUCUUCUGCCAGAUGGCCAGACUAAACCAGUUGUUAACACUGGGGAGAGAAAUAUCUUCUUCUACCCACAGGUCAUCAAAUUUGGCCGGGAAAAGCCUAUGGGAACAUCUGCAGCACCCAAAGAAGAGAAGAAAGAGUUCAGAGAAUCUCCAUUCCAACCAGAAAAAGCCCAGGAGCCAGAACCUCAAAGGUCUUCAACUCCCCCACCCUCAAAGGAAAUGAGAAAUCCCCAAGGUGGUGAGUGUCCCCUUCCUUCAGAUGAUGAAUGGAAAGUGUCAAUACUGACAGGAAAUGCGGGAACUGAAGCAAGUGUUGCUCUUUGGAUAUAUGGAGACAGAGGAUUAACUGGACCAAUAACUCUUGGCAAGGACAACAGGAAGCAGAUGUUUUUUCCCAGGCAGGAAGAUGAAUUUCAGGUUAAAAUGAACAACAUUGGGAAUAUCUACAAGAUAAGAAUUGAACUUGAUGGAUUACCAAAUGAACAAUCCGAGUGGAACUUACAAAGGGUGAUAUUGCAACAUCUAAAGAGCAAGAAAACAGUGAAUUUUCCAGCCAACACAUGGUUAUCAAAGAGUCGUGAUGAUAGAGAAUUUCUGUGUGAACUUCCAGUAGUGGAAGCUGGAAAACCUAUCUAUCCAAUUGUUUUAUACCAUGUUUAUGUUCACACUGGUGACUUGGAGCAAGCUGGUACAGAUUCUGAAGUUUAUUUGUGCAUCUAUGGAAAAAGAGGGGAUUCUGGUCUAAGACUUCUGCAUAAAACUGGUGUACCAGUGACAUUUCAGAGAGGAAUGGUGAGUGUUUUUGAAGUGGAAGCUGUAUCUCUGGGGAAGCUGCAGAAGGUGCUGUUGCGCUGUGAGGCCAGUAGCAAGUCCCAACAUUGGUAUUGUGAUAAAGUCAUUGUCAGAGAAGCCGAGAACAACUCAGAAUAUGUUUUCAAUUGUGAAAGGUGGCUUCCAUUUAUGUCUCAAGGUAUAAUCCAUUCAGAAAUUGAGCUGUACCCUCAAGAAGGAGAGUGGAAGAUAACUGUAGUCACUGGGGACUUUGAAACAGCUGGCACAACAGCAACAGUACUCCUUUAUGCUUAUGGAGGAAACAAAGCUUCUGGUCCUAUUCUUUUGGGAUCUGGGAAACAGCAGCUGUUUAAUCCCAAGAGUGAAGAUACAUUUAAGAUUAAUCUCAGAGAUCUUGGGCAGCUAUAUAAAAUCCGCAUUGGCCACGACAACACUGGAAAUGAUCCCAGCUGGUACCUGAAGGAAGUCAGACUUGAAAGAACAGUCCCUCUUUCUGAUGAAGAGAUUUGUCUCCCUGUAGAGAGCUGGCUUUCUGAAGACAAGGAUGAAGGUGAUACGUGGAGAGAAGUGGCAGUAAGAAGCCCUGCAGAGGAGCUCUUGCCAUUGUUGGUGUAUGAGGUCCAUGUAUACACAGGGGCUAAACUUGGUGCUGAAACAGAUUCCAACGUUUAUAUCAACCUCAUUGGGACAAGAGGAGAUGCUGGAAAAAGGAAGCUCCAUAGAUCUAAGAAUAAUAAUGUUAAGUUUCGACAUGGACAGAUGGAUAUUUUCUGCAUAAAAGCUGUCUCACUGGGAGACUUGGAGAAAGUUCUGAUUAGCCAUGAUGGAUCUGGUCCAGGCAGUGGAUGGUUCCUGGAUAAGAUUGUCAUCAAAUAUAAAGAAGGAGAGGAAGAUCAGGAGGUUGUAUUUCCUUGUAAUAGAUGGUUAGAUGAAUAUCAAGAUGAUGGGAAAACAGAGAGGGAGCUAACCGCCAAUAAGGAUGGCAGUCCAAUGAGGACAUCCCUUAAAGCACAAUGGUGGAGAGUGCAGGUUAAAACAGAUGGAGAUUCCCCAGAGCCACAGGAGUGUAAAAGGACCCUUGUGAUUUAUGGAUCAAGGGGCAAAAGUGAUGAGCUUCUGCUUUCUCCACAAACCCCAGGACAUGUCUGUUUUCUCCCCAGAGCAACUGAUGAAUUCAUCGUUGAGACUGGAGAUCUGGGAGAUGUAUACAAGAUUCGAGUCAGCUGUGAUGAUGUGCCAGGCUUUAAGGGCUGGCAUGUGAAGUCUUUUCACUUACAAGAGUGGAAUACAAAACAAGAACUGAACUUCGAGUGUAACUGCUGGCUAGCUCUUAACAGAGAGGAUAAGGAGAUGGUAAAGGAAUUCCCUGCAGUCACUGAGGACCAGAAAACUUUACCAGUCUAUAAGUACGUUGUUUCUGUACAUAUCGGCGACCGCUGGGGAGCAGAGACUUUUGCUAAUGUUUAUAUCACCCUCUAUGGCAAAAGAGGGGACACAGGUGUGAGGAAACUUCAUACAUCUUUAAUGAAAGGAAGAAAAUUUCAAAGAAAUAAGGUGGAUUCAUUUUUAGUGGAGGCUGUUUCUCUGAGUCAUUUGCAAAAAGUGGUCAUAGGACAUGAUGGAGAAGGCUAUGGGGCAGGAAUGUAUCUCAAGAUGGUAACAGUCAAGGAAUCACAAGAUUCAGACAAAGAAUGGGUCUUUCCACUGUGGAACUGGCUCGACACUCAUCUGGGCUUAUGUGAGACUGUUUGUGAGAUUGUAACUGUUGGUAGAAGGUCAGCUCUUAGUCCUAAACUGCCUGAAAUCAACAUGAAGCCAUCAGGUCUCUGGGUAAUGGAUAUCACUGGAUCUGACUUGAGUGGUGAAGAGGAUCCAAUACGCCUUUCUUUUAUCUUCUACGGCAACCUGAGUCACAAAAAGUUGUCACUUCAAGUCACAGGGAAAGCAAUUCAGAUCAAAGAUGAACUGGCAGAUAUUGGCUCCAUAUACAAAGUUCAGGUAACUGGCCCACACAGUGAGCUGAAACAGCCAUGGCAUUUAGAUUUACUGCAUAUGAAGCACACAGGCACAAAGGAAGAGAUGGAUUUAGCUUUUGACUGCUGGUUCAACCCUAAGGAAGACAAAUGUGUGGAGCUGCCAGCUCUCUAUGCAGAUCAGGAGCCUUUGCCUGUUGUGGAAUAUGAAAUCCAUUUGCACACGGGAGACUUGAAGAAGGCAGAUGCCACUGGAGAGGUUUAUCUUCGUAUACAAGGAGAAAAAAGUGACUCGGGGAAGCGAUGGCUUAACUCGAAAAACAGCCUGAUCACUUUUGCUAGAGGGCAGGUGGAUAUUUUCAAAAUAAAAUCUGUAUACCUUGGCAAGUUGAAUGAAGUUCACGUUGGAUUUAAAAGUCUAAGAAAAGAUGGGUGGUUUUUGGAAAAAAUUGUUAUAAAAGAAGUCUUCUACCCUUUUUCUGCACAUGUUUUUUUUCACAAUGGCUGGAUCAAUAAACGCACCAAUGAAGAUUUUAUAGAAGUUGCAAUUCCUCUCAAAGAAACAUCUGUUACAUGUCUUCCCACCGAAACUCUAGAAACGAAAAGUAGAGGACGAUGGCAAACAUGGGUGCACUGCACGCAAGUACCAGAAGAUGUUCCUAACAUUCAAGUUGUUGCAUUUGGAAGAAAAGGGAAAUCCCCAGCACAGAAAGUUCAAAAUCUAAGUGAUACUCCCUUUUUGUUGACCUUUGGUGAUAUUGGAGAUAUAACAAAAGUCUCCUUUGUGUUAUGUGGUCCAUCCUUGAGAAGAGGAAUUAAGCUUGACAAGCUUCGGCUAAAAGACCUGGACACUAAACAAGAGCUGGGCUUUCACACUGAAGCCUCAUGUCUGUUUGGAGAAGAUGGAUCUGAGAUCGUGACAGAGCUUGCUGCUGUCAGGCCGGACCAGCCACCACUCAGGGAAGUUCUUUACUUGAUCAACAUCCAUACAGGAACACUGCCUGCAUCAGGAACUGAUGCAGAUGUAUUUAUCACAGUAUUUGGAGAGUGGGGAGAUUCCUGCAAAAGGAGACUAGGGCACUCACAUUUUGAAAGAGGGAAGGUUUGUAUGUCUGAAAUGAGAGCAGUAGACCUUGGACAGUUGAGCAAAGUGCUUGUGGAGCACCAUAAUGUGGGUUAUGGAGCUGGAUGGUACCUGGACCAAAUUGUCAUCCAGGAAUCAGGCAAGACUGAUGAACAAUAUGUAUUUCUUUGCCAGCAAUGGUUAGACAGUGGAGUUGGUGAUGCACAGACGGAACGAACAUUGAAACUUCUUGGAAAAGUCAGGAAUGGAAUGUUGACAGGAAAGAUUUAUGGGAUUUGGGAUGUCCACGUCACAACUAGUGAUAUUUCUUCUAGUUCCAUGAACCCUAAAAUGUCUCUAACUGUAUGUGGUGAAAAAGGAACUUGUACUUCAGUCAUAUUCCCCAAAGGAUCCCUUAAAAAAGAGCAGAUUUAUGAGACUUCUAUUGAACUAAGUAAGAAAUUUAAUACCAUAUUCAAAGUUCGCCUAGAAAUUGAAGAAGCUGGAGAAGGAGAGACUUGGCAUUGCCAUAAGGUAAAGCUUCAACACAGAGAAACUAAAAAUGUUCUAGAAUUCCCAUUUUGUCAUAACUUUGCUGAUGAAGAAGGAGGAAGAGUGACUGAACUUCCAGUCCUCACAGCUGGGUCCCCUUUUCCAGCAGUGAAAAUCUAUGUUCUCCACAUCACCACAGGAGCUGACCCUGGGUCAGGCACAGAUUCAGAUGUGUAUGUCAUACUGCAAGGCUCCUUGGGAGAUACUGGGAGAAGAAAGUUAACUAGGAAAGGAGAUGGAAAUUUUACUAAAGGAAAGGUGGAUACUUUUAAAGUGGAGGCAGUAGAUAUUGGUAUUCUGCAAAGGAUGGUUGUUGAAAAAGGGAGAGGCUCUGACUGGCUUCUGGAGAAGAUUAUUGUGAAAGAGUCAACAUCUUCAGGGACAGAAACACUGUUUAUGGCUCAAACAUGGCUUAAAGACAGACGUGAUGGAAAAAGAUCUGCCUCAGUAACUCUGGAUGCCACAGAAGUUCAGGAGAGGAGGAGUACAUCUUCCUGGCCUUUAGGAAGACAGCAAAUGAAUUCAGAAGGCAAAUGGAGGAUAUAUUUCAAAAAGCAUCAAGAAGAAACAAAAUCAGAAUUUGAAAAGUUGUCAGAAAAUAUAUCCAAGAUGGUUAUGGUUUUUUAUGGAAGCAACGGCAAGUCAAAUCCAGUUUCCAUGGAAAACAAAGUGGAGCAUCAAAUUGAGAACCAAAUAACAUAUGAUAUACAUUUGCCAUCCGAUUUGGGAAUGCUUUAUAAAGUGAGACUUGGUCUCCAGAGUUUGGAAAACAACGUAUCCCGGCUGUCUCUUUGUCACUUUAAAAUACAGAACACAUCAACCCUGGAUACCUUUAGUCUCACCAUAAAUAAAACACUUCCUCUUUCUCCUAAUGGAGACAGGUGGAUUGAAUUCCCUAUACAGUGGCCAUUAAAAGAAGCACUUUCUGUGGUUACAUAUCAUCUAACAGUAUUUUCAAGAAAUAUUUUGAAUGAGAGAAAUUUAGUGAAUAUGACUGUGUGUAUAUAUGGUACUCGUGGUGACACAGGGGACAGAUCCCUUCUCCAGUCAUUGCAGGAUGUACAGCAGGGAGAGAAAAAUGAGUCAUUUCUAGUUAUCAUGGAGGCUGUUGACUUGGGAGAACUGGAAAAAAUUGUUCUUUUGAUCAGCAGUAAAACAGACUGCAAACUGGGCAUUAAAAAACUGCAUGUGCAAGAAGCUGCAAAGGACCAUCCCACCUAUGUAUUUGAAGUGAAUGAAGAAUUUUCUGUGAAUGCAAAUAAGCCCAAAAUGCAGAGAGAAAUCCUGAGAUCUUUUGUUUUCAGAGGAGAGAAACAAAAAAAUGACAUAGAUAACAACUUAAAUAAAGAAGAAAGUCAAGUAAAAAAUUUGACAGAGUAUACUAUUAAGGUGUACACAGGUGACAAAAGGGGAGCAGGGACUGAUGCCAAUGUGCAUAUUAUUUUAUGUGGGAGUGAGGACAAAUCUGAGGUAUUUCAACUCUCUCAGUCACUGGAGCAUCAAAACCCCUUUGAAAGAGGAAAGGUUGACACAUUCAAGAUUAAGACGAAAAAAUUAGGCAGCCUACGUUCAAUUGAAAUUGGCCACGAUGGGAAAGGAUUUGCAAGUGGCUGGUUUCUAGAAAAAGUGGAAAUCACAGAUGCAGCUAGGAAUUCAAUGCAUUGCUUCAACUGUAACAGGUGGCUUGCUGAAGAUGAAAGUGAUGGCCUCACCACAGUGCAGCUUUAUCCACAGCUGCUUGAUUUCUGAUUCUUUCCAAGUGUGAUGCUUCUCCAAAUUCAUGCUGAUUUGAUUUACUUAUCUUUUGCAAUUCUAAAGGCAUUGUAAUUAUUGUGAAGAAAAGUCAAAACAAUGUAUUAAAAACAUCAUGGUAAAUUAAAUAUGUCUAAUGUGAACACAGAAUUCUGAUCCUAUUAUAGAUGCUCAAAAACUUUGCAUGACAGAAAUGUAGAUAUCAGAAACUUUUAUCUGUAACAUGACUGUGGACUUGAACUGAGAAAUCAUAAUGGUAGACAUAUGUAGUAACAUAUUCAAAUAUUUUUGUUUCAGUAGUGAUUUGUGGUUAAACUAAAUUUAAUUCACUUCAAAUCUGUCAGUAUGUAUUAUUAAUUUGAUGAUUUUUUUUUCAUUUUCAACAUUUAUUAAAAUUUAGAUUUUCUCAAAAUCAUUUUCCAAACAAACUGCACAACCCUUCAGCCUUAAUAUAUAUUGCUUUUCUUAAGACCCUAACAGAACGUAAUAAGGAUCUUGUUAUUCAGAAGUUCACCCUGUGUCGCUAAGCCUCUCACUGACAUUUGAUUGUAAAAUCUUGUAGCUGAGCCAGAACCUCAGCUGUGAACCUUUAGAUCCAAAGGGUCUCUUAAGAGAGGCUGUUAUCAGUAACACUGCAAUAGCUUAGGCAGGCUUAGGCAGCUCCCUGCUCAGCUUGAUGAUUUUUGCAGUGCCUCUCCUUAGCUAUCAAACCAGAUUUCCAAUACAUGUGUGAAUGCCUUUAGGUCAGAGAAAAACAAAAAAAAAAACCCGUUUAUUUUUGCAAAUGCACACUAGAAAAAAAAAUAAUGUAUUUAGCUAUACAUGCACAAAUUAAUGUUUGAUCUGGGCUUUGAUAUUGCCAGAAUUGACUCAGGAAGGGUUUAGGAUACAGACAAGUCUGAAAUGAAAUCAGGACUUGCACACCACCUGAAGUUUAAUGUGUGUGAUCAAAAUACAAAUAUUUUAUAUGAGCUAUAUAAGGCAUUCCUCUCAAUCAAAGACUUCACCUUUUGUACCUUCAAAAUCUAAAAUCAUUCUGAAGAUCAGAAUUUUAGACUUGUUUCACCCUUGAGACACUACCAUGUUCUGUAGCAGCAAUGGGCUUUAUAUAAUUAUAAGAAAUAAAUGAGUUUGUAAUCUGUGUUGAUAAAAUACUCUCUGGCUGUCUUUUUAGCAUGUUUAAUGUUUAUUUAAUCACAUUAUUCUGUGAAAUUAGGACAAUUGGCUAAUCAUGGGUCAUGAGAUCUCAGUUGUUACUUUGACACAAAAAAAAUAAUAAAUUCCUAUAUUUGGCCUUGGUAGGUAAUAUAACUUUUAAAUAAAAUUUUUAUCUACUUAUGUCAUCGAAAGAACAACUAUUUUAAGGUGUGGAUGUGGUCAGUAUGAACAAUGGAACACUCGAAUUCUUUCUUUUUUUCUGCUCACAGUACUACCACUCACUGGAAUGGAUUUGAAAUUGUAUCCCCAGAGCCCACAGUUCACUUAGUUGGUAUCAGUAUUCAUUACACUGAAUCACUUUGAUGUCAUCUAUUAUGUGAUUUGUUUCAUUAUCAUGUGUUUCAUUAAUAGUUUGUAAUACUAGCUCACUUUGAUGCCAUUUCUGAUUUAUCUAGUGUAAAUAAUGCCUUCCUAAUCUGUUUUUCUUUACUAACAGUGGAUACCCUUCUUCUGCAGCUGCCUUCCAUACUUGAAAAUUAUCUUCUCUACCUAUACAGUGUCCAAAUCAGGUUUUGGAUUUCUUUCCCUGGACUCAGAGCUGUGUAUACAGCUCUCUAACUCUUUCAAUAACAGGACCAGCAAUGCAGAGGGCUUCAUUUCAAGAGCAUCACGGGUGCUUGCAGCACAAUACCAGGGGAUUACACUUUGAUAAGAAAAUGUGAAAUACCAUAUAACCCCAGCUAAGGUCUUACUUGGAAGACAUGCCAGUGAGCAUAUUUAGCUUGUGAGUAGUGCCAAAUUCCAAACGUGCUUCUUCCACAUGGUACACACUGAUGUGUGCUGUGUUUGGCACAGGAGUCACUUAAUCUGUGUCCCUUGCCAGUGGGGUGAUUUUUGGAAAAAUUGCUGGCCAAAGACACAGACAUUACAAAGGUGCCUCUUCAUGUGCACACUGCUGUUCCUAAACAGCAAGGGUGCUGCCCUGCUUUUUAUCUCCCAACACCCUGCCUUGCCUAUGGACAGCCUGGGGAGAUAUUGACACUAUUGAUGCUUCCAUGGGAAACAGAGAUGUAGCACGGAAAAGAGACUGCCUGGGCCAACAAGUAAUCCAGGAAUUUGACAUGAAAAAAAGUCUUUGAAGGAACAGUGAGAUAACUCAAUCAGCUGGAGGAGGCAAGGUUGUAGUGGAGAGAAGGGUUUGACUUCUACUGCCUCUCUCUGUUGCAACUUGACUGAAGAUCUGUGAAAGAAGGCAGGCUAGAUUUUGCUGCAAUUAUUAUUAGGCAUUUGCUUAUGGACUGCUUCAGACAAAGCCUGAAGCUGGGUGCUAAAAUAUUUACCCCAUAGACCAUAUUAUAGACUCUUAAACAAAACUGAGUCUUAAAAUGUCCAUUAGAGUCCAGUUAACUCUUUUUUUCCUCAUCUUUCUCUCCUGGUGUGCUGUUAUAUCUAUUAUUAGAUUGAUCUAGAUGAUAUGUUUCUGCCCUUUUAAGCCCUUAAGUGUCUCAGUUUCCUUUGCUGCUGAUGUUAAAGGUUUAAAAAAAUAUAUAAUCAUGUUCUGACUGGCUCAUUGGACCAUUUAAUAUUCUCCCAUCCACUCCAAGUACUGUUUUUCUGAAACUUAUCAUACAGAAGAAAGGAUUCCUUCCUUUUAAGUACAUACGAGCAGUUUUAUUGCACCUGUCCAUCCUGUAGUGGCAGUUGUGGAAAUGGCAUGAGAAUAAGAAAAAAGGAAGUACCAAGUGCUCCUUUGAGUUCCUUUAUUCAUCUUGGAUGAAUGCCAUCUAGUCCUUCAUUGUUAGUAUUUAUAAAUGUCUUUGUAAAUAUAAACAACCUCUGUUCAUAUAUCUGUCUGAACUGGUCCUUUGCACUUCUCCAUGAAGAAAGGCAGUAGACUGAAAAAGUUCAUAAAAUCCUCUGUACUUAGCAGUACUGUCACAACUUCCUGUGCUGUGGCUAAACUCUUUUUCUUUUGCUUAGAGAAGGGGAAAGAAAAUGGGACUUUAAAUAGUUUUUUUUCAAAUUUUUGAAAAUUCUUAAUUACAUCUUACAGUGUCAGAAGGCAUGUUAAUAUUUCCUUAGGCAUUUAAUAAAUGCUUUUCCCAUGUAUCAUAAAAUGUGAUGUGCAUGGUAGUUGGUUGGUUUUUGCUUUCACAAUAGCAGCAAGAGUUGUCAGCAUUGUACAAGGCUGCAAACCUACUUCCUUACUGUCUUCCUAUAUCUGUCUUCUGCUAUCAUUCCUUAUAUAUGUAUGUCUAUCUUUGAUUAUAUAUUUAAAAACAACUUGAAAGGUGAGCAACAUCCAUUUCUAAAUAAUAGAUGUAAAUUUAAGAAAUUCUGAGUUAAAUCUUAAAAAAAAACCCCAAUAAAUAAUUUCUUCUUUCACAGGUAAUUUAAAAAUCCAUAUGCUAUCUUCAAAGCAUGGCCAUUCUCUAUCUACUUAAACCUGGAAUCUAUCUAUCUGGAGUGUACAGUUGAAUCUAUUUAUAUGUUUCUAAUGUUGAGGCAUUCUGGAAAAAUAAUAAAACAAACUACAGCCACAGUUCACCAUGAAAUUUAAGUAUGUGCCUAAAAUGUGUUUGCCUAAACAAUAAGGAUAUAAUAAUCAUUCCCACUGCUCUGAUUUAUAGUCUUCCUUAAUUUAGGCAUACACCUAAGAACCCCACUAGGUCUUUUCCUUUGAGAUCUCAUGUGCUGGGGGUGUGUGUGUGUGUGUGUG